Emiliania huxleyi CCMP1516 is the source of this 760-nucleotide messenger RNA. RefSeq names its product thioredoxin. The coding region runs from base 56 to 658 and encodes 200 amino acids. NCBI's taxonomy places the organism in Eukaryota, Haptophyta, Isochrysidales, Noelaerhabdaceae. The record is from RefSeq and is a predicted model, not a curated record. The transcript has a single exon.
CACUGCGCGCGCUGCAAGGUGUGCGCCCAGCACAAACCUGCCCUACUACCUCGGAAUGCUUCGACUGGCUAGCGCGCUGCUCCUAUGCUUCCUCGCUCCCGCGUCAUCGGCUCUGGCGCUGAUGACAUCUCGGCGCGCGCUCUUGCUGCGUGGUGGUGCUGCGGCCACCGAGAUUGCGGAGCCUCCGCUGACAGAGGUGCGGCUCAUCGAGGACGAGACGGAGCUGUCAGAGGUUUUCGAGGAGGCGGGCUCGCGCCUGGUGGUGGUUGACUACUUCGCGCACUGGUGCGGCCCGUGCAAGAAGCUCAGUCCCGUCCUCGAGGCGCUCGCGCGGAAGCAUCGGCCGAGCGGCAGGCCGGGUGGCGGCGGCAAGCAGGGCGGCGUGCUCUUUGUCAAGGUGGACGUGGACCAGUCGCGCGAGCUGGCGCAGGAGCAGCAGGUGCGAUCGAUGCCGACGCUCCACUUCUACCGCAACAGCGCCAAGGUGCACACCAUCGUUGGCGCGGAUGUCGCCGCGAUCAAGGCAUUUAUCAAGCGGCAGACGCUGCACCCGCUGCUCCGCGCGCUGUCGGGCGGGCACGUCGCGGCGGUCGCGAUCUCGGCCUACCUGGCCUGGACGUGGCGGCUGAGCCACCAGCCGCUAAAUCUCGCCGCAUGAGGGUGUCGCCGCUCCCGACGCCCGCCUGUGGCGUUCGUUUUCGUGGAAAUAAAUAUAAAACGGACACCUCCAUUGUGAGGUGGGGAAAAAGGAACAGGUCCC